Molecule: messenger RNA, 1588 nt
Organism: Sorex araneus (European shrew)
Lineage: Eukaryota; Metazoa; Chordata; Mammalia; Eulipotyphla; Soricidae
Product: keratin, type I cytoskeletal 18-like
Exons: 9
Coding region: 305-1588 (427 amino acids)
Biological process (GO): intermediate filament cytoskeleton organization
Cellular component (GO): keratin filament
Molecular function (GO): structural molecule activity
Source: RefSeq, a predicted model, not a curated record
CGACAGGAGGCGGGGCGGCGCCUCUCCGGGCUCGUAAAGCAGUUCGCGGCCGUGGCGCGGAGUCCGACGGGAAGGCCUUGCGCGACAUGUGGCCAAAGGGGUGGGGCCUGCGCUGUCGUGAAACCCCACACGCUUUACAAGUGAAGCCCUGUCCUAGCAUUGCCCCCUCUCUGAGGCUACAUGGGUGCCCACAAGCACCACCUUUCUCUGGCUUUUCUUUGCUGCACUCCAAACUCUAGAACAGGUCUGGCAUCUAGCAGCUACCUUACAGGUGAACAGGCUCUUGCCACUCUUCGCCAGCACCAUGAGCUUCACCACCCACUCGUCCUUCUCCUCCAACUACCGCUCCACGGGCUCCUUGCGCUCGCCCAGCCACCGCAUGCGCCCCAUCAGCAGCGCGGCCAGCGUGUACGCGGGGGGCUCGGGGCGCUGGUCCAUGUCCCGCAUCUCCAGCUACCGGGGCGGCCUGUCCUCGGUGGGCCUGGGCUCGGCCAUGACCGGGAACCUGAUGGUCAUGGGUAGCAUCCAGGGCGAGAAGGAGACCAUGAAGGCACUGAACGACCGCCUGGCCUCCUACCUGGAGCGCGUGAGGAGCCUGGAGAUUGAGAAUCGGCGGCUGGAGAGCAAAAUCCGGGAGCACCUGGAGAAGAAGGGGCCCCAGGUCAGAGACUGGGGGCAUUACUUCAAGACCAUCGAGGAUCUGAGAGCUCAGAUCUUCUCAAAUUCCUUGGACAAUGCCCGCAUCCUGCUGCAGAUUGACAAUGCCCGUCUCGCCGCCGAUGACUUCAGAGUAAAGUAUGAGACGGAGCUGGUCAUGCGCCAGUCUGUGGAAAGUGACAUCCUCGGGCUCCGCAAGGUCAUCGAUGACACCAAUGUCACCCGGAUGCAUCUGGAGACGGAGAUUGAGGCGCUCAAGGAGGAGCUGAUCUUCCUGAAGAAGAACCAUGAGGAGGAAGUCAAGGGUCUCCAAGCCCAGAUUGCCAACUCUGGCCUGACCGUGGAAGUGGACGCCCCCAAGUCCCAGGACCUUGGCAAGAUCAUGGCGGACAUCCGGGCCCAGUAUGACGAGCUGGCUCGGAAGUACCGAGAGGAACUGAACGUGUCCUGGUCCCCGAAGAUUGAAGAAAGUACCAUAGUGGUCACGACCCAGAACACGGAGCUCAACUCGGCAAGUUUGAAGGUCACAGAGCACAGACGAAUCUUGCAGUGCUUGGAGAUUGAGCUUGCGUCCAGUAUAAGUCAGAACGGAGACCUGGAGAACAGCCUGAGGGAGGUGCAAGCCCACUACGCCAUGAAGAUGGAGCAGCUAAAUGGGGUCCUGCUGCAUCUGCAGUCAGAGCUGGUCCAGGUUCGGGCAGAGGGGCAGCGCCAGGCACAGGAGUACGAGGCACUGCUGAGCAUCAAAGUCAAGCUGGAGGAGGAGAUUGCCACCUACCGCCGCCUGCUUGAGGGCGGGGAGGACUUCAGGCUCAGUGACGCCGUGGACAGCAGCAGCCUGUCCAUGCAGACCAUCCAAACGACCACCUGCAAGAUUGUGGCGAGCGAAGUGGUAUCACAGGUCAGCAACACCACAGUUGUCCGGCGUUAA